Cheilinus undulatus (humphead wrasse) is the source of this 3123-nucleotide messenger RNA. RefSeq lists its product as uncharacterized. The coding region runs from base 59 to 2356 and encodes 765 amino acids. The record is from RefSeq and is a predicted model, not a curated record. The transcript has 7 exons. Lineage: Eukaryota; Metazoa; Chordata; Actinopteri; Labriformes; Labridae.
CAGAGGAGCGGGACACGGUUCACUGUGCGUUGCAUUAAAAAGGAACAUUCAGAGGAAAAUGAGUGCUGUUACAUCGCUUGGGGCGCAUGUUUUUAUGACAACAUAUCUACUCUUCGUAAUGGGAUGCGUUGCACAGAAAGUAUACUUUGACUGUGGUGCCAAGGUGGAUGUGGUGGAUGUCCAAGGCCUCAUUCUGUCUCCUGGCUUCCCCUACAACUACUCCUCUGGGACACACUGUGUUUGGCAGUUCUUCGUACCUGUUGACUACCAGCUGAUUCUGGAGAUAUUUGACUUUGACGUGUUUGAAAGCCAUGACUCAGCUGCACAGUACUCUGCCAUCUCUAAUUUUGAGGAGGAGGAGGCGGACGAAGAGGUGACUUUCACUCCUGGAGGCUUAAUGUCUGAUGAAGCUUCUUCAGAGUUUAAAGAUCCAAUGAUUCUAAACAUAGGGGGCGUCACAAAAACUCAGCAGUCCUCCAAGGAUGCUGAGGUCAAACAAGUAGUGGUCCAGGAGCAGUCCACAAAGAUGGAGAUUGCCAAAGUCUCAAAUUCUGCCAAAAGAUCCACAGAUGUUUCAUCUGUCCUGUCCUCGCCCCCUCCUCCCUCUCUUCACCUCCUACCUGGGGCUGGUCCUGCAGGGGAUAAAGCUGUCAACUCUGCCUCCUUAUCCCAUCUCAGGGGAGAGCUCAUUCCCAGUUCUAAUCCAAGCCUUGUUGUGGGUGAGACCACCCUUGCCCCUCCACCUUCCACUGAAACGCCAGCUGUGAGCCCUGAAACCCAGCACUCGAUACUCGAUGCUUGCCCCCAUGAUGUCCUCUACAUCUCGGACCUCAUCACCUUCUCCUCCAGGUUCUGUGGCUCCAACCGGCCUCCGAGCAGCCAGCUGGUGUUUGGCUCCAGCCAGGAGAUGGUGGAGGUGAUCAUGGAGUUAAUCACUACCACUCACUGGGGUCGUGGCUUUGCCCUUCUUUUCCACUACCACAACCUGACAGAACCAGGAGGGGACCGCCGAGCCACCGCUCUCACAGCCGUCAAGGUAGACUCCCUGCUGGCUGCUGUGAGUGGAGCUGCCUUCUUUGCUAUGAUACUUACAAGUGCCCUCUGCAUCAUUUUCAGACCCAAACUGUGUCCGAAAAGAGCAAGCUCCUGUGCAUCCAGCAACUCUGAGGUGCCGGAGGGGGUCCAGAACACCAGGACUGAGGUCAGCGAGCUGCAGCUGAUGGCUGAGAAUCAGACCAACCUGGAGGCAACAACAGAACAGGACAACAACAAUGGCAGCCUGCCACACACAGUCAGUGCUGGCGGUGACAUUUCCCAGAACGAAGAGGUAGACCUGUCCUGCAGCGGUCUGACUGAACUCGACCUUGGAGCAGACGAGGUUUUCAUUGUAUCUUCAGCCCCCAGCUCAAACAGACUACCAUUCUCUCCUCAUACACAGCGAGAGAGGCUUCAGAGGCACAGUGACACUGGUCCCGGCCCUGCAGGGGACUGGCCCUCACCAGAUUCCACAACCUCACCGAAUGGCUCCAGGCCCGGCAAGGAUGGCAGCAGCGGCUGUUCCAGACCGAGAGCUUGGAGCGUACGCACUUUCCAGGACUUCCUCCCUCCUCUGCCGCAGCUGCAUAAGAAGUGGUGCAGCUGGAACUCCACCAGUCCCUUCACCAAGCUGGUGGACAGCACUCCAUCCAGUUUGGUGGCUGACUGCAGGGAGAGCGAGGGCAGGAAGGUCUUCUCCGAUGGUCACCUUGAGGCCAAUGCAGACAACAGCACCAUCUCUGACUCCUCCAUGAGCAACGCUUCCUACCCCCUCACACAGCCUGCUCAGAGGCAGCGGCGUCUCAACUCCACCAGUAACCUGCGGCGCUCCCGCUUCACAGGGCACUGCUUCGGCCUGCUCUCUGGAACAGCAGACCCAGCAAAGGCUGCCGGGCUCCCUCAUGCACCAAGCUCCCCCUCAGAAUCCAGUCCUGGCUCUCCUUCCUCCGCCCAGUGUCAGAUGGAGAGCGGCCAGGCCGGGAAGAGGUUCCCCGGAGAAGCCGAUCACAUCAGCGUUCCCGUGUUCGCCAUCUCUGAGGAGGAGGACCGACAGCCUCUGGUCUCAGCUGAGCACCUGGACCAGACCUCUGCCUCCACUGUGCUGAACGGAGCGAUAAGAGGCAUGUAUGAAAAGAAAAGGCCUGCCGAUGGAAGCUGCAGCCCCCAGAACCAGAGAGCCAGGCCUGAGUGGAGGCCAUGGGGGAGCCAGGUGUCAGGAGGGGUGGGGCUGCUCCCAUCCAAUGAGUCAAACAAAGUCAGUAACAGCCAGCCGUCUCUUGGUCAGUCCACAGUGCUGUGCAGUGUGACCAACCACAUGUGACCCCACAGCCUUGAAGAGCAAAGACUCUGGUGGGCCAGUUAAACUUUUCUGAACUCUGUUAGUGCCACUUUGUAAAAUAUAUAACCUUUAAUUUCUUUACUUUCUGAAUUCAAGUAUCACAAAAUGAUUACUACAUAUUCUGUAGCCUCAGCUGCUGCUGGCAGAUAUAUCCUCCUCACUCUAGCUGUUUUUGUAUUUUUAUAUUAUUUUGUUUGGACAAAGAUGGAAUAAUAUGCUGCUUACUAUGCCAAGGCUCUGACUGCUGUGGUAGUAUGUGUUUAAAAAAGAUGAAUGAUUGCAAAUGUUAACAAAAAAGUAUUAUCUGAGCAAUUAUCCAUAACCCCCAACACUUAGGAGCACUUUUUAAAACCAGAUUUAUUAACCAGUCCAAUGCUAUUCAGCGAGUUAUAAUACUCCAACCAUUGCACUUUGCUUUCAAUAGCUCAUUCAUUGUGGAUUUUGUGCUGCUCAUGCCAGAUUCCUUUUUUUUUCCUAAUGUUUAUUUCUUAGCGCUGGAUAAUGAAUGCUUAUACAAUGACUUAUUACCCAAAAGUGUUCUGCAGAGCAUAGACUGUACAUGCAACUAUAUGUGGAUCCAGUAUGUACUCCUAAGGCUCUAUCUGGAUUAUAAAAGGGAAAUCAAAUGUCAAAGCAUAUAGAGUACUACUACACACUAUUAUGUAGUAUAAAGAGAGAACUAGCAAUCACAAUAGUAUUUAAAAUGAGUUAUGAAUUAUGUAAAGUUUUAAUAAAGGAUAUGCCAUUCA